AUGGUGGGAAAAUGUGUCAAAUCAAAGGAUAGUAACAAAAUUUUCAAGUGCAAUAUUAUUUACAUCAAAAGUCUGCAAAAAUAUAAAAAAUACAGUACAAUGUUGAAAUCGUCGCAGCUUUCGCCCGCCGGUGGAAUAGACGCGACACCGUCAACAAAUUCGAAUCAACAAGCUUCAGUCAAUCAGAUUCGCCAGCGUCCUCUAGGUAAGCAGCAACUGGCUAGCUUACUUCAAGAUGUCUUGACGCCCGCUGAAGACUAUGUGCGGCCAAAUAACGAUAACGGUGCGAAGAAGCGACCCGUGAGGCUUGUCAACAAGAGGGCACACUCCGUCAGCCCUGCUGCAGGACGGCCAAGAAGCCCUCCUAAGAAGCCUGCAGACAGAAGAUGUCAGAGUUUAUCGCCUUGUACGCUUAAUAAAAAAAAGUCCCAAGAGCAAAUCCCGCCCGUGUGUGCUUCGGCGACGGAUGGGCUGGGGCAGUCCUAUCCAAUCAUGGAUACUGAAGAAAAAGACCUGGUCAUGCCCCAAUGCGUUAUAACGAAAGUGAUGCGGAUACUAUCAACGAAAAAACGAGAGUUCCUCAAAUUGCGGAAAUGUUUAGUAACUCAGCAGAACGCUCUCCUGGAAAAUUACGCUCAACUGAAGGAGCUGGAGUUACGUGUAGGGGUCCCACAUACAGACGAUUCCCUGGGCGAAGUCCGAAUAGUUUCUGUCAGCAACUGGCCAGCGCAUGAUCUGCUGUUGCUCGUUCGCGACGAUCUCGAAUUGCCUUUACACUCAGAGAUAAGUGGAAUUUUUGGUCCACAUGUAUUACAACAGAUAACUGCACAAUUAAACCCAAUUCCUGAAGAAAUGUUAGCGGUUAGUGCAGAGAUAAUGGCACGACGGAUAGAACUUCUCAAUGUAUUGAGAGGCAAACACCGCAAUGAUCGAGCUACCUACCUUACUAAUUUAGAGUGGAAAACAAAGAAUUCAGAAUUUGACAAUGAAACUGAGAAGCUACACAGAUUGGUAGCGGGCACUGCAGAAAACUUGAAGGCUAAGAUCAAUUACUCUUUAGAGUUGGCAAAGAUUCCUUGGAUCGAUAGAGAAAUAAUGACGAAGAAAAUUGAACGCCUUCAUAAAGAGAACAUGAUAUUGCAACAUAAGAUAGACGAGUAUGCUAAAAAGGAUCCUGAUGAUACUAAAGAACUUGGACAGAUGGAUAAUAUUCCUAGCCAUCAGGCUUUAUGUGAGGAGCUGUCCAAGGAACGUGCCGCCCGUGAAGCUCUAAAAGAAGUAGUGUCAGCUGCGGAGAGCAUGCUGAGAGUUGCACGCGCGCGCAUCGCGACGCUAGAGCGCCAGCUCAAGGACACGCGCGCUGAACUCGACGCGGCGCGCAAAAAACACAAAGACCUCGAGCAACUCUAUCGUCACCGAGAAACUAGCUACGAUGCACGAUCUAAGAAGUUACUUGAAGUUUCUAAAACAGGAGAAAUAACUAUUGAAACACUAUCACGUCAAAGAGAUGCUUUAGAGCUCAGGGUAAAGGAGCUCCGAGAACAGGCUGAGCAGGCGGAGAAAUCUGCAGCUGCCAAAGAAGCAGAGCAACGUGCUCGCGCCGAGUCCCUCCAGGCGAAGGUAGCGGAACAGGAGAAAGUUAAAGCAGCGACGGAAAAUCGUGUCAUCGAACUGGAUGCAAAAGUAAAAGAGUUAGAAGAGCAGUUACAAGCACUGCGUGAACGCUCUGUUAGAUUAGUAGACAUGGAGCGACGACGUUGCCUCGAGUAUGUGCCUUUGAAAGAAAAUGAGCCAUCUGAUAGAGAAACUGAAAUAUGGAAAGAACUUCAAGUGACUCGAGUGGCAUUAUCCAGGGUAGAGGAAGAACUUAGACAAAGUCGAGCAGAUAAAGAUAACUUUUUAAACUCCUUAUCUCGAAUAGCGCAAGGAGAAGGUGCAGAAUCUGUGCAGGAAAAAAUCGCAACCGAAUUACUAGAUAGGGAACAGAAGAUAGCUAAGUUGCAACAUGUUAUUGAAGAUCAACGUGAAAAUGAAAAAUUGAUGGAACAAAGUAUGACACAAUAUGAGAACCAGCUCGCAGCGCUACGUCUAGAAGUAAAACGUUUACGGAAUUAUGACGGUUAUGCGAAAGAAGUGCCUUAUCAAGAACUGCAUACGGAGCUGUUGGAGUUACAUAUGCAAGUGGAGACACUGUCCCGAGAACGCACCGCGUUGGUGACAGCCGCGGCUUCCCGCGCUCUUAUGUUGGAGCGGCACGAGCGCGCGGCUGAUCUGUUCGCGCGGAUGAUUCGCGCUCGUCGGGAUUUGUCAGCAUUACUGGACGGUCGCACAGACCCUCCUACUCUAGACGAGACUGCUCAUGCCGAGGUUUCACGAUCGUUGUCGUCGGUGUGCGCGAGCGCAGCCGACACGUGGACCGCACUGCGAGCGGAGCGCGCGCGCGUGUUGCGGUUGGAGAGCGCAGUGCUCGCGCAGAGCUUGCAGCUGGAGCGCGAGGGGCGCGUGCGCACACAGCUCGAGAGACGCAGAGCUAUACUAGAGAGAGAAAUUAUGAGAUCAACAAUUGAUGGGUCGGCGGAUCCAUCAGUUUUGAAUCCCAUCAAAAAUCCAAGAUUUAGGACAUACGUGGACCUAAAAGAAAUAUGA
Molecule: messenger RNA, 2646 nt
Organism: Spodoptera littoralis (African cotton leafworm)
Lineage: Eukaryota; Metazoa; Arthropoda; Insecta; Lepidoptera; Noctuidae
Source: the annotation of a GenBank genome assembly